UUUUUUUUUUUUGAUGCUGGUUACUGAGUCACGUGCAGAAAUCCUGGCUCUGUGUUGGGCUGAAUACAUGCAACCUUCUGUUUCUGUCUUCAUCUCUCAUUCAAAAAUAAAAAAGAAAGGUCAUUUGGUAUUUCUUCAAGUAUUCUCAUUUCUAGCCAAUUUUCCCUCUCUCCCUCUUCUUUUUUCCUUUUUACCUUUUUUCCUUUUUUUUUCUUUUCUUUUUUUUUUUUCGUUGUUUGAUGCCUUCGACUGCAACUUCUUCUGCUCACAAACCAGUUACUGGUGUCCAUAAACUCGUCCACCGAACAAAGAAAAUGCGUUUUCCGCGUCGAGCUCGUCGGUUCCUUCAAAUGCAGGAGGAUACUGGAUAUUCAGAGGGACAAUUCAUGGCCCCAACGCCGUCGAUCCCUUGGAAGUCAAUUGCCUUGGCUGUUGUUCUUUUGAUCCUUGGCAUAGCUGGGCUCACAAUUGGAUCGCUGCUCAAAGUUGGUAUCAUCGUCAGCCCUGAAUGGUUGGAUAAAGGCACACCGUUACUGAUUCUUGGAGCACUAUGCUUUAUACCAGGAUCAUACCAUGUUGGCCUGGCGUACUAUGCAUAUAAAGAUUAUGAGGGUUAUUCGUUCUCGCAUAUCCCAGACUUGGAUGACUAAGCCUUUUUCUUUCUUUCUUUCUUUCUUUUUCAUUUUUUGCUUUCCUCAACUAUUGCGAUCACACUC
This is a messenger RNA of Lobosporangium transversale, 716 nucleotides long. RefSeq lists its product as hypothetical. Gene Ontology annotation, cellular component: endomembrane system. The transcript has 4 exons. Bases 240 to 650 code for a protein of 136 amino acids. The record is from RefSeq and is a predicted model, not a curated record. NCBI's taxonomy places the organism in Eukaryota, Fungi, Mortierellomycota, Mortierellomycetes, Mortierellales, Mortierellaceae.